GUAAAUCAGCUGUCAUAAAUUUUUUUCUUUCGAUGUGGGUAUUGAAUUGUUUUAGUAUGAUUUUUUAGACAAAAAAACCAAAAAUUGAAAUUGUUAAUAUAUUUAAAUCUAAAAAUAAAUCCUAUAAAAUAAAAGUUUUCUCUCUAUUAUAAUUGCCUUGGUUUGUAAUAAUUAUCCAAAUGCAUAUGCGAAUAUUAGGAAGAUUUGCGACAAAAUGGCACAGUAUAUCGAGAGGCUUUGCUACAAAACCUUCAGUGCCACGAAUUGACGAAGUGGGAAGUGGCACGGGUAUUGGAAAAAUUACGGGUGGCUUAAGAAAUAAUCUUGACGGAUCUUAUACUAUUAACACGCCUUCUACAGAAAUUGUAACUAAGCUGCCUCCUUUGACGGAUGCCUUACCUGAUUUACCUGAAGUUGAAUACGCGCAACCUUUGGUGGAAAGUAAUUCGGCGACCGUGACCACUUUAAAAAAUGGUUUGCGCGUGGCUUCAGAAGCAAGGUUUGGACAAUUUUGUACAGUGGGUUUGGUAAUAGACUCAGGGCCGCGAUAUGAGGUCACUUAUCCCGGUGGUAUUUCGCAUUUCCUGGAAAAAUUGGCUUUUAACUCUACCAAAAAUUUUCCUGAUAAAGAUGCCAUACUAAAGGAGUUGGAGAGAAAUGGUGGCAUUUGUGAUUGCCAAUGUUCUCGGGAUACAUUGAUAUAUGCAGCCAGCAUUGAUAGUCGUGCCAUCGAAUCGGUAACUCGCCUUUUAGCUGAUGUUACUUUGCGUCCAACUCUUCAGGAAGAAGAAGUAUCGUUAGCUCGGCGAGCCAUACAAUUCGAAUUGGAGACAUUGGGAAUGCGUCCAGAGCAAGAGUCUAUUCUUAUGGAUAUGAUUCAUGCGGCUGCCUAUAGAGAAAACACAUUGGGAUUGCCUAAGCUUUGUCCCGUGAAAAAUCUUGGUGCCAUAAAUCGUGACGUUAUAGUAAAUUAUUUGAAGAAUCAUCACACCCCUGAACGUAUGGUUAUUGCGGGAGUUGGCGUUGACCACGAAGAGCUGGUUGAAAAUGUUGAAAAUUUUUUUGUAAAAGAACCCGCUGUAUGGGAAAGUGAGGAAGGAGAAUAUGGCGCAGAGGUUGAUAAGUCGGUGGCUCAGUACACUGGCGGUCUUUGCAAGGAGCAAUGCGAAAUACCUAUUUACGCCGCUGCAGGUCUACCUGAGCUAGCUCAUGUGGUAAUCGGUCUGGAAGGGUGCUCCCAUCAAGAUCCUGACUUUGUGCCAUUAUGCGUUCUGAAUAUAAUGAUGGGAGGGGGCGGAUCCUUUUCUGCCGGUGGUCCCGGUAAAGGCAUGUACUCCCGACUAUACACAAAUGUGCUUAAUCGUUACCACUGGAUGUAUAGUGCUACGGCUUAUAACCAUUCAUAUAUCGAUUCCGGUCUGUUUUGCAUACAUGCAAGCGCGCCCCCCAACAAUGUCAAGGACAUGGUUGAAGUGGUGACACGAGAAAUGGUUAACAUGGCCUCUAGUCCAGGACGCGAAGAAUUGAGUCGUUCAAAAAUACAAUUACAGUCCAUGCUGUUAAUGAAUUUAGAAUCGCGACCAGUGGUAUUUGAAGAUGUUGGUCGACAAGUCUUGGCCACCGGACAUCGUAAACGCCCAGAUCAUUUUAUCGAUGAGAUAGAAAGAGUCAAAGCCAGUGAUAUUCAACGUGUAGCCAAACGCGUACUAGCAACCCCCGUCUCUGUAGCUGCACGGGGUGACAUUGGAAGUUUGCCCGAAAUUAAAGAAAUACAAAAUGCAUUACUUCAAGACGGUCGGCUGUCUAACCGCAGAUUAUCCCUAUUUAAAUAAUUUUUUAUUCAGUAUAGCGCUUUGUGCCGCUGUAUGAUGCUCGAUUAAAUACUUUUACGAAGUGUAGUUUAGUGAAUUGUAGUAUGAGCUGUCACUUCCUGUAUAUAUUGAUGGCUUUUCAAAUUUAAGUUCGACAUAACCUUUUCAGUUUUUUGUAUAAGCAAACUUUUAUUCUUAGUUGCUUUAUUUGGAAUUUUUUAUAUGGGGCAAAUCCUGCAUCAUCAAUAAAUUAGAGUUGUAAUCUUGAUUAAUUAUAA
This is a messenger RNA of Glossina fuscipes, 2089 nucleotides long. Its product is annotated as mitochondrial-processing peptidase subunit alpha. Gene Ontology annotation, cellular component: mitochondrion. Gene Ontology annotation, molecular function: metal ion binding; metalloendopeptidase activity. The record is from RefSeq and is a predicted model, not a curated record. The coding region runs from base 180 to 1832 and encodes 550 amino acids. The transcript has 5 exons. NCBI's taxonomy places the organism in Eukaryota, Metazoa, Arthropoda, Insecta, Diptera, Glossinidae.